AUGAACUUUCUGCACAAAGAGAUCAUGAAACAAUGUCAAAGGCUUGUGAACAAGAACUUUGGAAAAAAGACGACAAUUACAGGAAAUGUGUUUCAUGUUGCAAGUAUACAAGGAAAUCUUAAUCUUGUCAAAUCUCUCAUUGAAUGUAAUUGCGAUAAAGAAACAAAGAAUAAUAAUGGUUGUACUCCACUUAUUUUGGCAUCAACAAAUGGCCAACUUGAAGUUGUUAAAUAUCUUAUUUCUGUUGGAGCUGAUAAAAAUACAAAAGCCAAUGAUGGAUGGACCCCACUCAUUAGCGCAUCAUUUGAUAAUGACAAACCAUUACCAAAACAAACAGAAAAGAAAGAAGAGCAAAAACGAGCCAACAAAUCAUUGUUUGAUGAGGACGAACCAAUUAAACCAGCUGAAGAUCAGAGAGAAAAACGAGCCAAGAAAUCAUUGUUUGAUGAGUACGAACCAAUUAAACCAGCUGAAGAUCAGAGAGAAAAACGAGCCAAGAAAUCAUUGUUUGAUGAGUACGAACCAAUUAAACCAGCUGAAGAUUAG
Messenger RNA from Trichomonas vaginalis G3, 546 nucleotides. RefSeq names its product spectrin binding. The transcript has a single exon. The record is from RefSeq and is a predicted model, not a curated record. NCBI's taxonomy places the organism in Eukaryota, Parabasalia, Trichomonadida, Trichomonadidae. Gene Ontology annotation, molecular function: protein binding. The coding region runs from base 1 to 546 and encodes 181 amino acids.